This is a messenger RNA of Rhizophagus irregularis DAOM 181602=DAOM 197198, 1217 nucleotides long. RefSeq lists its product as uncharacterized. NCBI's taxonomy places the organism in Eukaryota, Fungi, Glomeromycota, Glomeromycetes, Glomerales, Glomeraceae. The record is from RefSeq and is a predicted model, not a curated record.
AUGAACACGUAAAAAAAAAUUAUAUAUGUAUAAAGUAAAAUUAAUAUAACGUUUAUAUAAGAAAAAAAAAAAAAUUUAAUGUUUAAAAAAAUGCGCUUUAAUAUUAUUUCUUUAUUAAUUUUUUCCUUCUUGAUAUGUUUUGUACAUAGUAAAAUUGUUAAUGAUCAAACCCUUUCAAUAACCAUUAGAGACUUCUUAUUAUCAAAAGGAGAUAAGUUUGUUAAGGAGACGACAAAUGUUUCGUCAAAUAUAAGAAAAAGAGAUGCUUUACCGAUGCCACAGGCUGUACCAGGUGUACCAGGUGCACCAGGUGCACCAGGUGCAGGUAAAGAUGCGGGAAAAGUUAAAGAACCAGCGAAAGAACCAGCGAAAGGACCAGGGAAAGAACCAGCGAAAGAGCCAGCGAAAGCACCGGGUGCAAAUCCACCAAACCCACCAGCUGCAAAUCCAAACCCAAAUGCUGCAAAUCCAAAGAAUCCGGCAGCCGGUCCGGGGAAAGAGCCAAAAGGACCAGCUAAAGUGCCUGAACCUAAAGUACCACAACCUCAACCUCAACCUCAACCUCAGCCUCAACCACAACCGCAACCGCAACCUCAACCUCAACCUCAACCUCAACCUCAACCUCAACCUCAACCUCAACCGCAGCCUCAACCUCAACCUCAAGAACCUCAACCACAACCACAACCUCAAACUCCAGUACCAACCACUACUUAUGUUGACCCUGGUGUUGUACCUACCGUUCGUCCAUUUAAUGUUAAUAAUAAAUAUGGUGGUGCUGAUAAAUUGAAAUUUUAUCAAGGGAAUUCUUGGAUAAUUAUUUUAAUGGUUACUAAUUUUUUAUUUUUCACUUUAUUAUAAUAUGUUGAAGAUAUGUGUAAUUUAUAAUUAUUGUGUAAUAAUAUUUGAACACUUUUUAUGAUAGAUAUACUUUUAGUACUAAAUAAAUAGAGGUUCUAUUUAAAAAAGUUCAACGCGACGAUUAACUAAUAAUUAAUAAGAUUUUUAAUAAAAUAUAAUGAUUUUAUCAAGAUAAAAAAAAACGCGUGAUUUUUUUAUAAACGCCCUAGCGAAUAGAUCGUAUCCGGAUAUGCCCGAGUGCCUACAUAAUAAUGUAAUACAGAGAUUUUGUUUAUCGUUCGAUAAAGAGAUAAUUGAUAAAAUCGUAUCAUAAAUCUGAAGUAUAGUUUUAUUAAAAAUAUAGUUAAAUAUUUAUGUUU